UAAAACAAAAUAAUAUAAUAAAAAAAAAGUUAAGUUAUAUAUAUAUAUAACAUUUAUAACACACAUACACAAAUUGUAUAAAAAAUAAGGAGAAAGAAAAGAAAAUUCAAAAGAAGGUAUAUAAAUCUCCUUGAAGCAAAAAAAAGUACAAAAUUCUGUUACAUCGGUUUUGUUAAGAGAUAAACAAGUGUGUCAGUUACUGUUAAAAAAAAUAAAUUGUUAAACUGUUGACAUUUAAAAAUUGAGUUUAUCAAGAGUUUGUUGUGUUUUUGUGAAAAAAAUAAAAUAAUUAUUAAAAAAAAUAAAAAUAUUAUUUAAACUUGCCUUAUUUUGAGUGGAAAAGAAAAUUAAUAAAAAAAAAUAAAUUACAAAAAAGGCAAAUUACACAAAUUCAUCACAUUAAAAAAAGGCAAUGUGAAAAUAAACAUCGCCCGAAAGCAUUUUCAGACAACUCUACAGAGAGAGAGAGAAAAGAAGAUUAAACAAGAUACGUCAACCACAACUCUUUUUGUACAUAUUCAAAAUUGCAAAACACAGUGAGGAAGCAUCAUGGUGAGUGCAAUCGUGAUUGGUCUCCUCGUGACACUCGGUGUCAUUGUAUCAAUUGCACUGUUAAUGGUUGGUGCGUACUUUUGGUGGCGCCACAAACGAUCGCAGCUAGAGUUCAUAGAGCCGUGCGACGAAGAGGAAUCAAGCAAUGGAAGUAUGAGACUCCAACAGUGCCAAACAUCUGUCGAUACAGCACAGAGCGAAACGCCACAAGCAUCCGCCAAAUCAAGCACACAACAGCUCCUGAAUCAAUCGCAUCAGCAGCAGCAACAACAGCAACAAAGCAACCAGCAAGCCAACAACAUAAAUCGUAAACUAAAUGGUUUUCUAAACUUCAAAACGCCACUAAUUGGAGGAACUGUUGCAAGCCCACAAACAAAGUCACCGGGUGGAUCCAGUAGCGGCGUCGACGGCACAAAUGCCAACAAAGACCAUCCUUCGAAUCGAAGCAUAUCGAUGGUCGAUAUGUACAUUGAUAACUCGGAUCCGAGCGAAAAUGUUGGCCAAAUACACUUUUCGCUGGAGUACGACUUCCAAAAUACAACACUCAUACUGAAAAUUAUCCAAGGAAAAGAGUUGCCAGCGAAGGAUUUGAGCGGAACAUCGGAUCCGUAUGUUAGAGUUACGUUGUUGCCCGACAAGAAGCAUCGAUUGGAAACCAAAAUUAAAAGGCGCACGCUGAAUCCCCGAUGGAACGAAACGUUCUACUUCGAGGGAUUUCCCAUUCAAAAGUUACAAUCAAGGGUGCUUCACUUACACGUAUUCGAUUACGACAGAUUUUCCAGAGAUGACUCGAUUGGUGAAGUAUUUCUGCCAUUGUGUCAGGUGGACUUUAGCGGUAAACCGUCGUUCUGGAAAGCAUUAAAACCACCUGCUAAAGACAAAUGCGGUGAUUUGCUUAUAUCACUCUGCUAUCAUCCAUCAAAUUCGAUAUUGACGUUGUCACUAAUUAAAGCUAGAAAUUUAAAAGCCAAAGAUAUCAAUGGAAAAUCAGAUCCGUAUUGCAAGGUUUGGCUAACAUUCGGCGACAAGCGAGUGGAAAAACGAAAAACUCCCAUCUACAAGUGCACACUAAAUCCAGUGUUUAAUGCAUCGUUCAGCUAUAACGUACCGUGGGAGAAAAUACGUGAAUGCUCGCUGGAUAUCAUGGUGAUGGAUUUCGAUAAUAUCGGUCGAAAUGAACUGAUUGGUAGGAUAUUGUUAGCUGGUAAAAAUGGAUCUGGACCAUCGGAAGCGAAACACUGGCAAGAUAUGAUAUCAAAGCCACGACAAACCAUUGUGCAAUGGCAUCGACUUAAGCCUGAGUAA
Messenger RNA from Culicoides brevitarsis, 1857 nucleotides. It is a transcript of the gene Syt7, whose product is annotated as synaptotagmin-7. The coding region runs from base 550 to 1857 and encodes 435 amino acids. Gene Ontology annotation, biological process: regulation of dopamine secretion; regulation of calcium ion-dependent exocytosis; cellular response to calcium ion. Gene Ontology annotation, molecular function: phosphatidylserine binding; calcium-dependent phospholipid binding; calcium ion binding. The transcript has 11 exons. Lineage: Eukaryota; Metazoa; Arthropoda; Insecta; Diptera; Ceratopogonidae. The record is from RefSeq and is a predicted model, not a curated record. Gene Ontology annotation, cellular component: plasma membrane; exocytic vesicle.